This is a messenger RNA of Penicillium bovifimosum, 819 nucleotides long. RefSeq lists its product as uncharacterized. The transcript is spliced from 4 exons. The coding region runs from base 1 to 819 and encodes 272 amino acids. The record is from RefSeq and is a predicted model, not a curated record. Lineage: Eukaryota; Fungi; Ascomycota; Eurotiomycetes; Eurotiales; Aspergillaceae.
AUGAACCAGAACUCGUCUUUUGUGCCCACUGGGCCUCGAAAUCAUCAGAACAAUGGAGCUCAACAUUGCCGUGGAAACAAGAACCAACAUGCCAAUGCCAAUUGGAACAACGGCCGCAACGCCAACGGCAACAACCAUUCCAAUGCUAAUUCCAACACCAACACUCAUUGGAACAACAAUCGAAAUGCCAAUGGCAAUCAAUGGAACAAGAAUCGGAACGGCCAUAGCAAUGGCAAAGACGCCAACAAUCACGGUUAUCAGACUGGCAACCCCAACCCUAACUACAAGGGCAAGAACUUCCGACCAGACUUCCACCGUACUAGACGGGAAGAUGUUAGCCAAAGUCGAGUUGACCAAGGAGUGAGCCGUACCUCCGUGGGAGCCAACCCUGGUCCACACUCGCGUCUGCAACGACCACGCCAGAAUACCUUGCUCGGCCAACAACAUCAGGACUACGAUAUUGAGAUGAUGGAUGCCCCAUCGUAUGAGCCAAACGACAUCGAGAUGCCCGAUGCACCACCACUCUUCCAAGAGUUCGCGCAAGACCCAGUGAAUGAGAUCCAUGACCUAAAGACGAGGCUCCAAGACAUACUAAACUCCCUCCAGAGAAUCGAAGCUCUUACCAUGGGUGCCUACGCGGUCAAGGAAAUCAUCAGCGGUAUUGCCAACCCUGCUCUCAGCCCUCAUUGGUACAACGUGUCCCAAGCCAUCCUGUCCUCAACGGAGUUCACCCAUGACCCCUGGACGCCCCCUGACCUCUGGGUUCCUCAAUCGGGUGUAUCCUUCCUUCAAAAUAAGCGAUCACCUACCCCAGAGUAG